GCGCGGCGGCGGGCUUCCAGGAGGCGGAGGCGGCGAGGGGGGCGAUGGCGGUCUCUCGGAAGCUGGCGAUCCGCUUGGCCUACGCGGCCACCGGCACCGUCUCUGGGCUGUCGGCCUUUCUCGCCUGGAACCUGGCGCCCAGCCUGCGGCAGCCUUGCACCGCCGCCGCCGGCGGGCUCUCCGGUGUGCUGGCGCUCUGGGCCCUCAUCACGCAUGUGAUGUACGUGCAGGAUUACUGGAGGACCUGGCUGAAGGGCUUGAAGUUCUUUCUCGUUGUCGGCAUUCUCUUCUCCAUCCUCGCUGUGGCCGGGUUCUGCACGUUCCUGGCACUGGCCAUUACGCAGCAGCAGUCCUUGACGGAUCCAAAGAGUUACUACCUGUCUUGCAUCUGGAGCCUCCUCUCCUUCAAGUGGGCCUUCCUCCUCUGCUUGUAUUCUUACCGGUACAGAAACGAGUUUGCGGACAUCAGCAUUCUUAGUGACUUCUGAGACUCAGACUUUGAUCCCGCCAAGGGGGAUGUGCGUGUUAGGGGACUGCUGGACGAUGUGAGCGAGUGCUCGGACCCACGUGCCGGCAAGCAGGAAGCUGACGAGAGGCCGAAACCACAAACCUGUCCCACUUCUGCUUACCUGUUUGCUGGUUUCACUUGGGGGGGGGGGCUUUCUCCUCAGCUGCAUUUAUCCAGCCACUUGUUGCUCGGCCGCCUCCAUCCAUCUUGUCUACAUUACCUUUUGCCAGAGUUGCGUCUUUGUUUUGAGGAAGGGUUUGAGAGUUCUGUCUCCUCACGCACAGCGGAAACCAGGAUUCCAGUCCAAGACCUCGUAGGCCUAGUGUGCAUAGCUGUGUGUGUGUUUCUAUCCUCCAUUUCGUGUGUGUGAAGCCAUGGUUUCGUUUGGGAAGGCUGAAGCAAUCAGCACGCACGCCCUAGGCCCUCCUCUGUAGCUCAUGGGCUGCUGGCCGCCAUUUUGUGUUGCUCGUGAGGUGCUCCAUAAAAGCCCCCCGAAAGGGCUGGUUUGUACUACUUUCAUACAGAUGUAUUUUCAUAGAGCAAGGCAUGAUUUCAUUCUGAGAGAAGACUAUUUUGAACAACACGUCCUCUCUCUCCGCGCACAUCUUAUUCCCCCCCCUUUUCUUUGUUGCUGUUCACAGCUUUAGGGAGAAGGAAACCUGUGGAUAUUUAUGCACAAUGUACCCCCCAAACCCUUUUUCUUCUCCAAGCACUUUUAGGGGGUUGGGUGUUGAUGUUUUUAAAGUGAGGUUUUAGGCUAUGUUGGCCCUGAUAUUUUUUUUGAAGACGAGCCCUGUGAAAUAUGGGAAAUGGGGGGAGAUGCCUUCCAAAGCUUAUUAUUAUUUCAGGGCAAAUUGACAUUCCACAUCCUGAGACUUGGAUCAGGGUGUAAAAUGGCAUGACGUUGUCAGAAUAGCCCGACGAGUCUGCCAUUUUGAUCGAGGCAGGGGACAGUGUAGAGAGCCAGUUUGGUGCAGUGGUUAAGUGUGCGGACUCUAAUCUGGGAGAAC
This is a messenger RNA of Gekko japonicus, 1518 nucleotides long. It is a transcript of the gene SLC48A1, whose product is annotated as solute carrier family 48 (heme transporter), member 1. Gene Ontology annotation, molecular function: heme transmembrane transporter activity; heme binding. The record is from RefSeq and is a predicted model, not a curated record. The transcript is spliced from 3 exons. Lineage: Eukaryota; Metazoa; Chordata; Lepidosauria; Squamata; Gekkonidae. The coding region runs from base 45 to 488 and encodes 147 amino acids. Gene Ontology annotation, cellular component: lysosomal membrane; plasma membrane. Gene Ontology annotation, biological process: heme transport.